AUGCCUACUGAGCUCCAGUCCGCCGAGAACGACCACCGCCAGAGAAUCCUCCUCCAACAAGAUGGUGCAGCCCACAGUCACCACCGACCUCCGUUUCCCAUCAUGCCUCCUUCCCAACAACAACAACAACAGCAGCAGCAGCAGCAACCACACCAGCUCAACGUGAACCAGAACGAAGCUACUAGCUCCAGCCGCGGCACUAACAGUAGUGGUACCACCACCACCACCUCCUCCUCCGCAACAACCACGUCAGCGGCGAGGACGGACCCCCGCUUCGCGACGACGAACCAGCCAACGCCCCUUAGCAGCAAUGCCCUUUAUCAGCGCUUCCUCAAGCGUUACCGUGUCGAGGUGGCCGCCUCGGCCUCGAGCGUGCUCUCCACCCUGACGACGUUUCCUCUCGACAGCGUCAAGACGCGCAUGCAAACGUACCGGUAUAAUGGCUUUGUGGACUGCGUGCGGCGGACAUAUCAGACGGAGAAGUUUAGGGGGUUUUUCCGAGGAGUGACAGCACCGAUGGCCAGCAUUACGCUUGUUCGGACGAUAUCCUUUUCGAUUUACCAACGGUCAAAGUAUGCGUACAGCGACUGGGUCAAGAGACAUUUUGGGGUGGAUGUGAUGGCACAGGUAGCGCAGCAAGGGUCAUAUCCGAACUUUUGGUCGAUUGCCACGUUUGGAGCGGCUGGGAUGACGGCGGGGUCUUGCAUAACAGCCAUAGCCUGCCCCUUCGAGUUGACGAAGCUCAGUGCCCAAGUGUCAGUGUUGAUUGCGGAUAAGAAGAAUUGCCCAAAGCCCGAGAGCCAUGCUAUUGCGGCAAGUUAUCAGAACAAGGGGACGCUGAAGACGAUGGGGAAUAUCAUCAAGCAUAGGGGGAUUGGGGGGUUGUAUACUGGUUUCCGGUUACAUCUCUUGCGCGAUACCCUCGGCACAGGAACAUACUUUAUGACGUAUGAGAGCAGCAAACAGCUCUUGACGACAUUUGGAGGAGAUGGGACACACUCUAACCCACUGGCGGUGCUGGUGGCAGGCGGCCUCUGUGGCAUUGUAUCUUGGGCCCUGAUAUACCCAGUCGACUCGGCCAAGAGCAUCUACCAGCGCAACUCGCUCAUGUACUCCAAGGGCCAAAAAGUCGAACCGGUCAAGAUUGCCUUUUUUCAGCGCAACAUGUACCGCGGUCUUGGUGUGAGCAUGGGGAGAUCGUGCGCUGUGAACGCCGUGUUUUUCUCAUCGUUUGAGUUCUUGAAGAAGCGCAUCAAGGCGAUGGAUGAACAGAACCACCACCAGCUGUAA
This is a messenger RNA of Podospora anserina S mat+, 1290 nucleotides long. RefSeq lists its product as uncharacterized. The record is from RefSeq and is a predicted model, not a curated record. Gene Ontology annotation, molecular function: transmembrane transporter activity. The transcript is spliced from 3 exons. Lineage: Eukaryota; Fungi; Ascomycota; Sordariomycetes; Sordariales; Podosporaceae. Bases 1 to 1290 code for a protein of 429 amino acids. Gene Ontology annotation, biological process: transport.